Molecule: messenger RNA, 2289 nt
Organism: Hydractinia symbiolongicarpus
Lineage: Eukaryota; Metazoa; Cnidaria; Hydrozoa; Anthoathecata; Hydractiniidae
Product: interferon-inducible GTPase 5-like
Exons: 2
Coding region: 79-1314 (411 amino acids)
Cellular component (GO): membrane
Molecular function (GO): GTP binding
Source: RefSeq, a predicted model, not a curated record
AUUGUUUUGGCUAUUGUAACUCAAACUGAGAAGAGUUAGGACAAACUUAGAGAAAAAAAUUUAUAGCGUUAGAGCAACAUGGAUGAAAUCGGACAGGAUUUACAUCUUGAAGACGAUGAAAGGGAAUGGGAAAUAACACCAAGGGAGGAGGUGGAAGAAAUACAACGCCAAAUGGAAACAGAAGGCUUGGACUAUGUAAAAUCUUACAUCGAGUCAAAGCUAGAUGUUUGGAAGGCUCAACCUCUGAAUUGUGGUAUUACUGGUUCUUCUGGUACUGGGAAAUCCAGCUUUAUAAAUACAAUUAGAGGUCUGACUCCUCGUGAUAAGAAUGCAGCGAGUGUGGGUGUUGUUGAAUGUACAACUGAACCAACAUCUUAUCCGGACCCCAAAAAUCCAAUGUUGCAGUAUUGGGAUUUACCAGGUGUGGGAACCCCGAGAUUUCCAAAAGAUGAAACCUAUUUACGAAGGAUAAACUUUGAAAGAUAUGACUUCUUUCUGAUUGUUACGGCCACUCGUUUUUCGGAAAAUGACAUUUGGCUUGCAUCACAAAUUCGAAGGUCCGGUAAAUCUUUUUUUUUUGUGCGAAGUAAAAUUGAUCAAGAUUUAUUCAAUGAAAAACGAUGUCGUGACAACUACAGUGAAGCAGCUGUAUUAAAAGCAAUACGAAAAGAUUGUGUUGACAAGUUACAACCCGAGUUUACCAAGCCUGAUGUCUUUUUAAUAUCAAAUUUCGAUCCACAAAAGUUUGAUUUUCCGUCUUUAUGUCUAAAUUUAAUUGAUGCUCUUCCACAAUUAAAAAAAGAAGCGAUGACGCUUUCACUACAUGCAUUUUCUAGCAGGAUGGUUGUUGCGAAGAGAAAUGCCCUGCACAAAAGAAUAUGGUACGUAUCCACUGUUUCAGCUGCUGGCGCCCUUAUACCAUUUAGUGGUGUGUCGAUAGCUAUUGAUACGGCACUAAUCGUAAGAGAACUUAAAUUUUACCAGGAACAGUUGGGUAUUAGUAUAGAAACCUUAUCCAGUCUUUCCCAACAAGUCCACUCGGAAAAAGAACACAUCCUUAAGGAAGCCCGAAAGUUAAUAUCUAUUGCAACGUCCGAAAACGUAUUAAGUUUAUUUUGGACAUUUUCGAAAAGCAUGGCAGCGGAAGAGGUUGCUAGAUAUAUUUAUGGUAUAGGAACAUUGAUCUCAAGUGGAAUAUCCUUUGCAACAACUUACCGAAUGUUACAAAGUCAAUUGAAUCGUAUGGAAAAAGCAUCUGACGAAAUAAUGGCCUUGACUCUUGAAACAAUGGUAGAAGCAGAUGAACUGGACUAGACGUAAACAAAUGACAUUUUUAAGUACUGUUUGUUCGUUUGAUUUUUUUUUUUUGUUAUGUUUAAAUGUGUGUUUGUAGGGUAUUCCAGGUUUGAUUUGUAAUUAGAAGAAUUGGCAGAAAGAAAGAAAAUACCAUUUUUUAAUUAAACGAAACAUAUCGCAAUUUUAAGUUUAGGAUUUUAAAUUAUUUGUAAGGUUAAUUACAUUACAUUGCAUACCAUUAAUGUGUCCGAAAAUAACUAGCUAACAUUUCUGUUCAUUUCUUAGAAUUAUACAUUAUAAUUAUUUGUAAAUUACACUUUAGAUAUUACACAUGGCGUAUUACUUUUUUUGACAUCCGCGUAUGUUUGGACAAAGCCUUUUUUUAAUCUAUUUCCAGGACUCUUUUAUUAUUAUUAGUAUUUAGGAGGACUAGGGUUUAUAUUUAUGGCAUUUUCCAUGUUUUGUGUUAAGCAACCAGAAAAAUUGUAAUAGAUAAAGAAUAAAAUAGUAAUAUGUUAUAAUAUGUUACACAGAUAAUUUUUUUCAAAAAAGAAGAAAAUAAGGGGUGAAUAACACUGUGUCUUCUCACACAUUUGUGACAAAAAAACAAAAUUUCAUUUUCUUGGUGUUUUUUUUUUUUUUUCAAAAUCAAAAAACAACAUUGCUAGGUGACACGUGUUUUUAAAAAUACUUUUUUUCGUUACAAUGUUGCAAAGAGUUUGAACUUGACAAAACUUUAUCUGUGGAAAUGUAAUCCAGGCCAGGGAAAACGUGUUUGCUGACAAUCAAAUGUAAAAUAUUUUUUAUCACUAAAGAACGAAAAAUAAUAAGAAAUUGACCUCCAAUCAAAUGUAUCUCAAAUUUGUACCGCUUUAAAUCAUGCAUAAUUAAGUAGCUUAAUUACACUCCUCCCCCUGGCCUAAAAAAUGUUGCGUUGUACAAUUUGAUUUUUUGGAUUGGAUAUAUUUUGUGACUGAAUAUAAUGAUAUUACA